CACAUGUGAAAAAGAACAGCCAUAACUCACUUCCUGGUGAUCUUUAGUCACUGAGAUGAUGGUGAUCUAAAAGUUCUGAGACAGUAUUUUUGAAUGUCUUACACUGACUGUAACUGAACAUAUUAACUUUCAAAAACAGAAUAACACACAGACAGAAUGACAGAUAUCAACCAAAAGAUGACAUUACGCAGCAGGAUUCGGGAAGAUUACCUGACAUGCCCGAUAUGUUUCAACAACUUCACAAACCCCAAGGCCUUGCCAUGUAUCCACACAUUCUGCCUGAAAUGCCUGGCCGACUAUGUGGGAGGUGCAUGUGGGGGUGUGGGGAAAUUCCCCUGUCCUGUGUGUAGAACUGAGGUCUUUGUUCCUCAGCAUGGAGUGCAAGGAUUUCCAGACAACCACAUGGUAAACAGUCUAAGUGAUACUGUUGAGGAGGGCAGUCCUGUAAAGCCUGCAGCCCCUCCCCUUCCCUCCCAGGAUAAUACGCAUCAGCUAGGUCAGGGGUACAGGCCUGUCCCUGCUCCCAGGUCUAUAUCUUCAGGAGGCAGAGUUUCACCAAGGGCAAAAUCCCGCACACCAUCCCCUAGACCUUUACCCAGGGGCGUGUCACCAACUUCUUUGCCCCAGGGGGACAAACAAGCUCCUCCAAGACCAGAGAGGCCAAAAAGUGUCAGCCCUACACCUCAAAAUGAGAAGCAACAGCAAACUAGUGAAAACCAGCAUAAUGAUGGUCACAAUAAUGGACAACAGAACAAUGCCCAACCUUCAAGGCAUCACUUAAACGUGGGAGGGAUGCUUUCUGGUGGUUUUAGUGGAGUGGUUGGUGCUGUCGGCAGUGCAAUAUCAGACAUUUCCGCAUACUUGCCAGUUCCCAAAACCACUCAUAGUCAUAAUAGUCAGGCCCCUACCUCUCCAUAUGAGUUUGUUGGCAAACCAAUGGAUGGAAGAAACAGUCCAAAAGACACAAAUCAGCAAAGUAACUUGUACCCUCAAUUGUCCACUGAACACUCUGGGCCCUGCACAAAGGGAAUGUUACUAGAAUUUGGAAAAUAUGGGCCAGAAAUAAACAGCUUUUUAAAGCCAUUUGGGCUUGCAGUUAGUGUUGUAGAUGACUUUGUCAUCUCUGAUAGAGGUGGAAACAGGAUUUUUGUGUUUGACAGUAGAGGUGAGUUGAAGACCAGGUUUAACCUUGACUGCACUGUGAAUGAUGUGGCCCUGACCAAAGACGGAAAUAUCGUAGUUGCUGUGAGUAAAUCAGGUUCUGCAAUCAUGAGACUUUACACGAUGGAGGGGAAGCAACUCCAAGCUAUAGGUCAACAUUUUAAGUUUGACCAGUCCAGUGGAAUAGCAGUGACGCCAUCAAACCACAUUGUAGUCACAAAUCUGGUUGCUGAUAAUGUGCUAGUUUUCACUGAACAGAAAAAGUUUUCAGUGAAGAUCGGCUGGAAGGGCAGGGGCGAUAAACAUUUCAUGCAGCCACAGUUUGUGACCUCAACCAGUAAGGACUACUUCAUUGUCUCUGACACGGGGAAUCAUUGUUUGAAGCUCUACAAUGUUCAAGGUCAGUUCAAGAGAAGCUUUGGUAGCCAUGGUGAUCGGCAUAGCCAACUUGACACACCUUUGGGCAUAGCGUGUGACUCUGAUGAUAAUGUGAUCAUUGCAGACUCAAAUAACAACCGAGUAGAAGUGUUUACAAUUAAGGGAGCGUAUUACACUACACUAGUUCAGAACACCAAUGAAAUAGGCCCAGACGUGAAGCCCAUAAAUGUUGGUGUAACGACAAACAACAAUGUAGCAGUGUUGCUUCACGGGAUGGGUUUUGCCCAAGUUCGAGUCUACAAGUGGCGGGGUGAUAAAAGAGUCGGAUUCUAACAUUUGGUGCUCAGAACUAAAGAUGCAUUUAUUUGGGCAUUUGCAUGCUUAUGUUCUCCUUGGCAGCGAUCAUAUUAGUUGUCACAUUCAUCCACACAAUAUUACACAGUGUACUUCGUGAGACCAACAUUGCAAGUUGUUUUUCAAUUCAUGGGCAGUUUUAACCUUGCUGUUUACAUUCAUGAUUUCCUUUGGAUAUUUUAGGGCAUUCAUAUCUUCAGAGAUUUGCUCAUAUUGUUAUUUUUAUUUAAACUUCUCUAUAUGCAAUAAAUUGUAGUUGUCACAAUGUGCUGGUGCAAAGAAAUCCAGCUUUUCCAUUAAUGUUUUCACACUUAACAACGUACUCUUAUUCCAUAGGGCCAUGCCAAAAUGAUUAUUUUUCAUUAGGCCAUACCAAAACUCAAAAUUGUAGAUCAGUAAGUUUUCAUGGUAAAAUCCAAUAAGUGCUUGUCGGCUCAGACACUAAGAUAUUUUUUCAAGGCACUUUUUUGCCUGCCGGCUAGGUAGUAAGGUUUUGAAAUCAGAACCUGACAUUGAACAUAGAAACAAUAAGGUAUGGCCUUAUAUUGUGUAUGAUAUAUCAUGGUGUGUCCAUGUUUAUAUGUCACCAUUGCGUUUAGUAUCAUGAUCAUGUACAUAUAAAAUUAUACUGAUGUUGAUUCUGUUAACAACUGUUCGCUAACCAUUUUUCUUGAAGUGAUAUUUAAUUAAAUGUAAAUACAAUAUUGAAAAGUGGCGGAAUAGUCAAGCGUGCUGUCUCUGUGACAGCUCACAGAGACAGCUCUUGUUCUUGAAAUGAUAUUUAUUUAAUUAUGUAAAUACAAUUCAAUGCAAUAUUAUUAUACUGUGCCUUUGAUUUUCUGUGAUAAGAUAUACAUACUUGUGUCACAGUUACGGUAAUUAAUGUAUAUUCAUAACCUUAUAAUGCAUUUAUGUGUAGCAUUUCAUGUUUUUACAAAAGCAUAUUAAUUAAGACUCAAAAGUCAAGAAUUCACGCAACAAAUUUGACUAUUGUUACAAGCCAGGUCUGGUAAUAUUGAGAGGGUAUGGUGGAGUUCUUUAAAAAUUCUCUAUAGUAUUGUAAAGGAGUUUUCAGUCUGGUAAUGCCAUGUCGACAAAAGUGCUAAAUUUUGUAUCCGUAUUUAAUCCAUCCAUUUGUGUGCAAUAUAGAACUAUGUACCUACUUGUAUUUAAGUGAACUUUUGAAAUGUAAUCAGAAAGAAAAUUUCUCCACACAUAUUUCUCAUAGUUUUUCAUAUCUUUUUUUAAAAUAAUAUGGUGAACCACCAAGAUUUAUAGUUAUACCCAGUAUAGACAAAAUUUUAAUGCUUACGUCCAAAAAUGUUAGAGGUUUGUUUAAUGAACUAACAAGUUUUAAGAUUGUUUAGUUAGUUUUCUUUGUCUGUUAACAUAAAA
Messenger RNA from Mya arenaria, 3288 nucleotides. RefSeq names its product tripartite motif-containing protein 2-like. Bases 157 to 1872 code for a protein of 571 amino acids. The transcript has 3 exons. Gene Ontology annotation, biological process: protein polyubiquitination; proteasome-mediated ubiquitin-dependent protein catabolic process; negative regulation of translation. Gene Ontology annotation, molecular function: protein binding; translation repressor activity; ubiquitin protein ligase activity. The record is from RefSeq and is a predicted model, not a curated record. NCBI's taxonomy places the organism in Eukaryota, Metazoa, Mollusca, Bivalvia, Myida, Myidae.